Cordyceps fumosorosea ARSEF 2679 is the source of this 1278-nucleotide messenger RNA. RefSeq names its product Protein kinase-like domain protein. Bases 1 to 1278 code for a protein of 425 amino acids. The record is from RefSeq and is a predicted model, not a curated record. Gene Ontology annotation, molecular function: protein kinase activity; ATP binding. Gene Ontology annotation, biological process: spliceosomal complex assembly; protein phosphorylation; regulation of mRNA processing. The transcript has 3 exons. Lineage: Eukaryota; Fungi; Ascomycota; Sordariomycetes; Hypocreales; Cordycipitaceae.
AUGCCUUUCCGAGACGACGAGCUGAGAUUCAAGACCAUCACAUUGCCAUGCGAGUGGAUUGAAGACUACCGGCCGGGCAGCUAUCACCCAGUAAGCCUCGGAGACGUAUUCAACGAUGGACAGUACAAGGUCAUGCGCAAGUUGGGCGAGGGCUCAUUCUCAACUGUGUGGCUGGCCAACGACUUACGAAACAAAAACUACGUCGCACUGAAGAUUGUUGUCUCUGCAGUCUCUGGGCAGAUGAACGAGGAGCGAAUAUUGAGUUGCCUUGCCACAUUGCCAGAGGGCAAACGAUACACUACGCAGCUUCUAUCCGAGUUUGAGCACAAGGGGCCUAAUGGCAACCACAAAUGCCUCGUAUUCGAAAUCAUGGGACCAAACGUGAACGUAAUGGUCGAGGAGCUUCCCCAGUUCAAGCCCCGGAAGCGCGAGAUGAGGGUUCGUUACCCGCCCACGAUGGCCAAGAGCAUCCUGAAGCAGUCGCUGCAGGCGCUGGCGCUCCUCCAUGCAAACGGCAUUGGCUGCGGGGAUUUUCAACCUGGAAACAUGCUAUUUGGCAUAGACGGCAUUGAGUCCUUGACAGAGGACAAGCUUUGGCAAGAGGAAGGGACCGGGGCAGCGCAAGCCUCUCAGGUUGUGGGAAGGCUAGACGGUAAAGAUGACCUGUGGGCGCCGUCCCGCCUGUAUGUAGCGCAACCUCUUGCACAAUUCACGUCGUAUGACAACCGGCUCAAGAUCAAGCUGUCCGACAUGGGCGGAGCCUAUUUUCUAUCUGACCCGCCGUCGAAACUGAUCACCCCUCACGGCCUGCGGGCGCCUGAGCUGGUCUUCGCCGGGAAGACGGGCGCCUCGCUCGAUGUUUGGAGCUUCGGCUGUCUGCUGUUCGAGCUCAUCACCGGAGAGCCUCUCUUCUGCAUCGUCGGUUCCGGGCACGAAGAUGACGACCUCGCUCUGCGGUUCAUCAAUCGACUGGGCGCGCUGCCGGACGAGUACUACCAGGCCUGGAAAACGCUGGCCUUGUACGUCAAGCCGGACGGGACGCUGUUCAACUGCAGGCUCGGUGGCGUGCGGGCUGGUGAGGAGCCACUGAUGAUGCCGCAGCAAAGUAUGGAGGAGGUCUUUGACGAGGCUAAGCCAGACCUCGACGAGGAUGAGUGUGCUCAGGUAAAGGAGCUCAUUCGGUGGAUUCUACAGUACGAUGCUGCGAAGCGGCCUUCGGCUGAAGCGAUUUUGCUUCAUCCAUGGUUCCAGGCGAUCAGGUUGGCAGACGAUUUGUAG